Molecule: messenger RNA, 1335 nt
Organism: Adineta ricciae
Lineage: Eukaryota; Metazoa; Rotifera; Eurotatoria; Adinetida; Adinetidae
Source: the annotation of a GenBank genome assembly
AUGAGCGCAUUGUCAGGCGCAUCCCGUCGUCAAUUACUUACUCCUGAUGUUAAUCCACCGAACAAACCUGAUGAUCCAUCAACAUUCGGAACAUUCUAUCGUGCAUCAUCGGCUGUUUCAACAAGUGAUAUCAAUUUUCCAAAAGUUUUCAGCAAAUCUGAUGAAGUCGGUGAACAAACUUUAUAUCAAGUCGAAAUUGUCAAUGAAAAACUACAACGCAAAGCAUACCGAUCGGAAUUAGCUAGUAAAAAGAAAUGCCUAACACGACGAUGGCAAACAGCAUUAGCCGUCGGCUUACUUCUCGGCUCAUUAGCGAUUGGAUUAGGUGCUAUUGGAUAUUGGAUGUCAAUUCCAAAGACGAUCUCGCAACCGUACUUGCUCUACGGAGAAUCAUGUUAUAUGAAUUCUCGUUCGUGUGACGAAUCUCGUUUGCUUUGGUGUCCAGCAGGCACAUGUAUAUGUACGUCAAAUUUCAAUUGGAAUUCGACAAUACAAAAUUGUACAUGCGGAGCGGGCUCAACUUACAACGGUUUUCGUUGUCAAGGCUUAGGUUAUUAUGGUGAUCCAUGUACUUAUGUCGGUUGUCAUGCAACAUUAACAUGCACUCAAGUUGCGAAUCAAACAUAUACAACUGGUCAAUUCAUAUGCGUAUGUGACAAUGCUACUUACUUAGAUACAAUUUCUGGCAGUGCAACACUUGGUCAAUGUGUUCCUCGAUUACCAUAUAAUUCCAGUUGUUUAGCAGAAACCGAUUGUCAGGACUGGCUAGGUCUUCAAUGUCUCAAUAUGUCAGGAAGUUCACGAUGUGGAUGUGAUCCAUUGACAUCGUACUGGGAUCCAUCAGCAGGCAUAUGCAAAUCAAAGGUUCUUGGAUGGGAUCCGUGUAAUUCGUCUGUUCCAUGCGAUACAACGAGAGGUUUGACAUGUGUGUCAGGUUAUUGUGAAUGUGAUGCAUACAGUUUCUGGGAUAAUGUUACAACAAAAUACUGUCAAACACUGAAAACAUACGCCGUCACUUGCCAAUACAAUUUUCAAUGUAAUCAAACAGUCAAUCUGUCAUGUCCAUCAACAAGUACUGGCUGUAAUUGUUAUGCGACAUCGUACGCCGGUAUGUGCGAUUGUCAACUCGGCAAUUUCUGGGACGGUCUUCGAUGCACACCUGUACACAUAUUUAACGGAACAUGUCCGGGACAAUAUGCUUGUGCAUCGAAUCUGGUUUGCUAUCUAGGGCAUUGUAUAUGUCCGGGUAAUAUGCAGUGGGGUGUGGUAACUGCAGGUCAAUGUGAUUGUGCACCGCCGACAACGUGGACCAAUACAACUAACCAAUGUAUAUGA